Molecule: messenger RNA, 691 nt
Organism: Dendronephthya gigantea
Lineage: Eukaryota; Metazoa; Cnidaria; Anthozoa; Malacalcyonacea; Nephtheidae
Product: rho GDP-dissociation inhibitor 1-like
Exons: 5
Coding region: 72-665 (197 amino acids)
Biological process (GO): Rho protein signal transduction
Cellular component (GO): membrane; cytosol; cytoplasm
Molecular function (GO): protein binding; Rho GDP-dissociation inhibitor activity
Source: RefSeq, a predicted model, not a curated record
GGAUCACGUGGGAGAAAUUCCACGCCUCGUGAAGAGCCUGGAGGAAGUACCAUUUGGAAAGAGUAGAAAAAAUGGCAGACAGCGCAGAAAUUAAACCAAUAGACAAUGAAGAAAUCGAAGAAACACCGGGCUAUGUUCCUCCUGCCGAAAAAUCCUUGAAGGAAAUUCAAGACCUUGAUCAGGACGAUGAAUCUUUGCAAAAAUACAAAGCACAAUUGUUGGCCGGGGCGGGCGAAAAGUUAGACGAAGGUGGUGCAAAUGUUUUAGUCAAACAACUGGCUAUUAAAGUAGAGGGUCGAGAUGAUAUCAAGAUUGAUCUCACUGCUGAUGAUCUUUCAAAGUUAAAGUCAAACCCUUUAGUCAUCAAAGAAGGAGUAGACUACCGGGUAGAAAUCUUGUUCAGGGUGCAAAGAGAAAUUGUGGCUGGUUUAAGAUAUUUCCAAGUCAUUUCAAGAAAGGGAAUUAAAGUUGACAAGAAUGCGUUUAUGGUGGGUAGUUAUGGUCCAAAGGCAGAAGCCCAAUGUUACUUAACUCCAUCAGAACAAGCCCCCAGUGGGAUGCUUUCACGAGGUCAUUAUACAGUUAAGAGCAAAUUUACAGAUGAUGAUAAAAAUGUUUUCUUGGAAUGGGAAUGGGCAUUUGAUAUUAAAAAGGACUGGGAGUGAUUUCUGGCUAAUACUAAUGACAAUAG